This is a messenger RNA of Ixodes scapularis (black-legged tick), 1083 nucleotides long. Its product is annotated as acid-sensing ion channel 4-A-like. Gene Ontology annotation, cellular component: membrane. Gene Ontology annotation, biological process: sodium ion transmembrane transport. Gene Ontology annotation, molecular function: ligand-gated sodium channel activity. The record is from RefSeq and is a predicted model, not a curated record. Lineage: Eukaryota; Metazoa; Arthropoda; Arachnida; Ixodida; Ixodidae. The coding region runs from base 1 to 1083 and encodes 360 amino acids. The transcript is spliced from 7 exons.
AUGAAUGUGUUCUGUCAGAAAAACGAGCUACAGAAAUCGCUCCUGGUGGAACACGGCUGCAUCCUAUCGCUCGGGAGUGCCCUGCGGAUGUCCGGCGUGCCGGGCCUUCGCGUCAUCGCCGACGCACGCCAGAACCCGUGGCGGCGUGCCUGCUGGCUACUCGCGUUCGGAGCCUUGGCCUGCCUCAUGGUUAUGGACCUUUCCUACAUCUUCGUCGAGUUCCUGCGCUACGAAGACGUCGUAUCAAUUACCUACACCGAGCCAGCACGGGCCGGAUUUCCGGCCGUAACCGUCUGCAACGUCAACAAGGUGCGGAAGUCUGUGCUCUGCCAGGCGGGGGCACCAGUGGGUUUGAACGACACCGUGUUCUACCGAUGGAGAGAUCUCCUCUGCAAUUCCUCGAACAGAAACAUCGCAAUGAGCAAGGAAGAUCUGAAGCUGAGCCGUGAGCUCACGGACUGGGUUCAAGUGACGCAAAGCGACAAGCGCUACCGAGGCUUCCUUUUGGGGCAUAAGAUGGAAGACGUCCUCCAGAGCUGUGUCCUCAACGGCGUGGACUGCCGUGCACUCAACCUCCUGGAUCACAAGUCAGUACCGUCACUCGGCUCCUGUUUCUGCGUCGGUUGCAACCCCGGUAUCAGAUACCGAUACCCAUCCAACAGAGCCAAGCAAUCAUUGAAUGGACUUCAUUUGUUGCUAAACGUGCAACUGGAAGAGUACCUGCCCCUGACGGUGGAGGCUGGCUUCCUGAUCAUGAUCCACCACCCAUGGGCCGAGGAGGACAUCACUCAAGACGUCACCUUCGUGGCCCCAGGAUCGGCCACCUUCAUCUCCGUGUUGAUGCGGCAGCUUCACAAGCCCACCCACACUCAAAUUCAGAACAUCAGAUUCAUCAUGACCAGCAACACCUCGGCUUCCACAAACUCCUGUAAGGUCAUCCUCUAUGGUGCCGACACUCUCAACACCUCCGAUCAGCUAAUCGACCACGUCCAGUCCAAAGUUCCUGUCAUCACCUCUCAAACGAUAGGAAAAACCGAGACGUCACUCAUCACCUUGCAAGACGUGCCUUUCACAAUUUACUAA